CUAUAUACCGCAGUGCGCUUUACAUUUGCACAUAAUGUCACGUUAACAUGACUGUUGUCUUAAAUCGAUGAAUUACUCGACGUUUAACUGUAAUAUCAGUUACAGAUGGCGUUCUCCUUCGGGCUUAAGGCAAUAUUCCUAAUACAAGCGGCAAGUCUGGGGUUUUGCACCAUUGAAGUGCGCCCAUUGGAAAAGAAGACGCUUGAAGGUUUCGAGUGCAUUUCGAACAAUGAUAUAACCAUCCAGUUUAAAAACAUCACUUCGAUUUACACACAAACACUUGCAGAAUGUUCAACUAUUUUAAAAGGAUGCUAUUUGACUGAACAAUCUCUUGACAAUAUCUAUGCAGUGUUUUAUACUGGUCGCGGAGCAAGAUUUUAUACUAACACUGUUACGGACAAAUCACAUGGGACAUAUAGCUGUUGUGAAACGUAUGAUACCCAGCUGUGUCAUAGCAUUAAAUUUUGUGCGUUAACGGACAACGCAAGCACUAAGUCAGAGUGGGACAUGACUAAUCAAAAACACAACAGUUCGGAACGAACAAAAGAAGACUGUGCAGUCCUAAGUGUGAUUUCUACAACACUGUGCAUUUCGUGCAUUAUUAAUGUUGCAUUGGUGUGCCUUCACUUUAGGAAGAAAGGAUGCAUUAGGUGGGCUAGGCUAAUGUGCGGUAAAGGCAGGUUCAAACGUGAUCGUCGGCCUAAACAUGUUUUUCACCCUUCUCGGGCAGAUUUCGAAUGGCUCAUGUCAAAGUCGGAUAAUAGAGUGACACAGUGCGACGGAGGAGGACUUUAACAGUGACAAGCUGGCACUGAUGGCUGGGUCGUUUGUUGUGUUCGCAUUGGACUCGAUCUGUUUAUUGAUAGAAAGAAAUAGCUAUCCGACUUUAGGCGAAAUAAUGGUACGCGGAUGCAAAUGCAUAAAUCAUAUAUAUAUUGCGAUAGUCUCUUAUAAUUCCAAUAUGAAAUGGCAAUAUACAUUUGAUAAUGUGUAAAUAAUUGUAAUAUAAUUACCAUGAAUGUAUAUUGAUGAGACUUAAAUAAAGAUAUACUACUACUACUACUAUAUAAUUAAAAUAAUUAAUACUUGGAAAUAUAGGACAUGGAAGCGUACUCAAUUUAUAUAUACAAACAUCUGACAUACAAUUACAAGCUUGGAAUAUUUACUUGAAAGUUUAAUGUGUGUGUGUGUGUACGAUAAUGAGCAUCAACGUGUAUUUUAAACAUACCCAUGCAUACCUUUAAUUUCAUAUUUAAUUAACCAAUUAUAAUUCAACAAUGUUCAAUUUUACACAAACCCACCACAAAAAAAGAAUGUAUGAACAAUUAAUCAUUAUACACCCUUAAACAUCACACUUACGAUGAACAGGUCAUUAAUGAUACCAAACAAAAUUAACACAGUAUCUAAUUGACGAGAUAGAACGAUCAUUAUUCAACUUAUAAGUAAGCAGCUAAAUAGAAAUAGGCAUGGAUUGUUUUCAGAAAGGUCGUCCCAUGUAUUGGCCCCAGCCUGUUUUUUAAUAAUUGUGCAAGUAACAUAAACAUGUACUGGUCUGAGUUAUCUUCUUCGAUGAUCUAAAAUGAUAGACAGUUAAAAGACAUGCAUAUAAACUUAAUUUCAAUUCAAAUAGAAAAACAAAAGUAGCCCUUUAUAAUAUAAAGGGACAACCAAUAGGUAUUAUUUGCCCCAUAGUUUUAAAUAAUGUAUCACGUACCAUUCAACACAUGUCUUUACCAUUAUAGACACGUUCUGUUUUAAAUUUUUGGCGUAAGUACGCUUUAGCACUUUCCUUAUCUUCAAAGAAUUAUAUUUAACCCAGCUCUUUGAUCGAUUUUACUGAACACUUGCAUAUGCUCACGCAAUGGUUUUCAAAAUGUUAGUUUGCCCAUGAUCGGCGAUUGUAUAUGUAGAUAAUAAUUUAAAUGCACGCGUAACCAUCAAAACAGAAAUUAAAUCAGCAACCAGUUGUCAUACACCAUUUUGUAUUUAUUGUAUUUGGAUGUAGGCAUAUAUUAACUAAUAAUGAAAUUUGGAAGCUGAACAAUAUUCCAACUUUUAAAUAUUCAAUAUGGCAUAUUUAUAGUAAAAUACGUUUCUGUUAAACUUAAUACAACAGUAUAAAUUAUAAUGGUUAUAAGCUCCUUACACAUAUAUAACAUCGAUAACAUACAUCAUUUUAUUUGUUGAGAGUGUAUAUGAAAUACUAGUUUUACUAUGUUAAUGUAUAUAUAUGUACAUUAGUCAACAUUUUUCAUCGAUAACAUGUACCAUUUAUACUAUGCUGUAUAUGUGAAAUAUUGGUACCAUUAAUACUACAUUGUAUAUGUGAAAUAUUGGUUUUACUAUAUCGAUAGUAAAAAUAGUUUUCUCAUUAUGCCAAAAGCAUGCACUAUUGUAAUAUUUAUAUAUUCUAAAUAGUUUUCUCAAUAUACCAAAAAGCGAUUUCGGUAUAUUAUGUUUACGUUAACAAAUAAAUAUUUAAUGACCAUCAAGCACUAACAUUGCAUUCACGAUCUUUGACCUGUAAUACUAAUAUCUUUCUUCCUCUGUAUUCAACUAACAACCACAGCAAUCUUUACCUGAAGAAUUACCAUUUGCUUUAUAUAAUUGUAGGCUAGAAGCUUAUUUGUAGCUUAAUUGCCGAAAUAAAUGUUGUUGUUGU
This is a messenger RNA of Dreissena polymorpha, 2662 nucleotides long. RefSeq lists its product as uncharacterized. The record is from RefSeq and is a predicted model, not a curated record. The transcript is spliced from 9 exons. The coding region runs from base 106 to 795 and encodes 229 amino acids. NCBI's taxonomy places the organism in Eukaryota, Metazoa, Mollusca, Bivalvia, Myida, Dreissenidae.